This is a messenger RNA of Dermacentor silvarum, 3865 nucleotides long. RefSeq lists its product as uncharacterized. Gene Ontology annotation, biological process: carbohydrate metabolic process; chitin catabolic process. The record is from RefSeq and is a predicted model, not a curated record. Bases 447 to 3788 code for a protein of 1113 amino acids. Gene Ontology annotation, cellular component: extracellular region. NCBI's taxonomy places the organism in Eukaryota, Metazoa, Arthropoda, Arachnida, Ixodida, Ixodidae. The transcript has 19 exons. Gene Ontology annotation, molecular function: chitin binding; chitinase activity.
GCGAGCAUUGCGAACGACCGCUUGAAACAAAACGACGUAUUCCGGCCGAUUGUGCGUACAGCAGUUCGGCACUAAACGAUGUCUCUCUAGUCUUGCUGAGAAGGACGCUUCAUUAUCUUGAACGUAGCCAUGGCGUACAGGUCUUCGUCUAAAGCCCUGAUUUCGUCGUGGUCACGUACGUCGCCGUUUGCUGUCAUGCCGCCGCAGCUGCUGCGAAGAAACCCACGUUCUACACGUUCUGCGUCUGGGACGCCUUCUCCCGCUUUCGGCCGGCGCCGUACAACUUCAGCGCCAAGGACAUUCCCGCCGAGCUGUGCGAUGCGGUCAUCUAUUCACACGUAACCAUCGACAACCAGACCGGCGCGGUAAAGCUGACCGAGAAGGAGCUCAAGCUAGACCCAGAGGCUCGGGCUUACUCGAAAUCAUUCCUCUACAAUCCGAUAUGGAUGCUACCUCCACAUCGCGCCUUCCGUGAAUUGAGCGAGCUGAAGAAGCGGAACCCUAAGCUGAAGCUGCUGCUCGGCAUUGGUGGGCCGCACGAGACGGUAGAGAGGUACUGGCAGUUCCUACAGCGGAUGGACCUCUACAGGGACAUGAAGAUCAGCAUCUCGCAGUGGGUCAAGACGUACGGCUUGGACGGCAUCGUCGUCGACUUCUUUUCGGGCACCAGGUCAGCGCAGGACUCGGUCUGGACGUGGGACACGGCUAAAUUAAUACAUCCUUUCUUAUGGGAAAUACGUGACAAGUUCAAGGAAUAUAUAGCAAAAUGGCACAUCAUCCUGACGCUGCCCGCUUUCGACAGUUCCACGCACCACCUGUUCAACAUCAAUAGGCUCUCGGAUUUGGUCAACUUCUUCUUUGUGAAAAGCAGCGACUGCCAAGAGUUUCCAAAUGGUGCAGGGCUGAACGUGUCCAGGACCAUGGACAUGUCUGAUAUUGACAGACUCGAGCUCAUCGUGAAGCGAGGCGCCGAGCGCACUCGGGUGGUUCCGGAAGUUCCGUUGUCAGGUCGCACGUACUCGGCUAUGGGUUCAAGCUUCGGAAGGCACAGCGUUUUCACCGGGCGACCGGGUAAUUACACCAAGCAGCAGGGAUUCCUGUCAUCCUUCGAGGUGUGCGACCAGAUUCAAAGCGGCUGGGAAAAGGGACGCUCCAGUCAAGGAGCCUGUCCGUUUCUGAGGAAGGACGAAGAAUACGUGGCCUACGAAGACGACGAGAGCGUUCUACAAAAGGCAAAAAUGAUCAUGGGUCGCAAGUACCGGGGCGCAGUCAUCAGAAGCGUGGACCUGGACGACUACAGCUCGCAAUGCGCGGGAAAGUCCAACCUUCUCAAGACCAUUCGCUCCAGCUUCAAGGAAGCAACUCAUGACAUGGAAUACCCUUACAAUCCUCCGAACGCAGCGUGGUGGGACGCGGACAUCUACAAAAUGAUGCCCACCAAGGCGCCGCUUCCAAAGCCGACAACGACUAACGCAAAGAAGGUAUCGACACGAUCCCAGCUCGAGACCAACACGUCGACGAGCCAGCAGAAAAGUCCACCGAGCAGGCAAACAACUCCUUCAACAGACACUGCAGUGACGUCGCCGGUAGACGUACCUACCUCGAAAGGUCCAGCGGAAGUUCAGAGUACGCCUGUGAAGGUGGGGCCAACAGAGACCAACACCUCGCCCGGUAGCAGUGACUCACUGACAGUGACGUCUACAGAAUCGCCUGUGACGUCAUCAACACCUACGACUACUGCGGCGGCGACGGCGACGGCAGCGGUGACGGCGGCGACCAGCGAUAAUGUCUGCAAAGGAGUCAAAGACAGCACUAUGCGGCCGCACGAGUCAGAUUGCAGCAAGUACUAUCACUGCGCGCAUUCAACACCGCACCUCAAGGACUGUCCACCAAAUACAAUAUUCGACAUAGAGCGGCAACUGUGCAACUGGCCGGCGAUCACCAACCGACCCGAAUGCAAGCUGUCUUCGUCUAAAGCCCUGAUAUUCUUCGUGGUCACGUACGUCGCCGUUUGCUGUCAUGGCGCCGCAGCGUCUGCGAAGAAACCCACGUUCUACACGUUCUGCGUCUGGGACGCCUUCUCCCGCUGGCGGCCGCCGCCGUACAACUUCAGCGCCAAGGACAUUCCCGCCGAGCUGUGCGAUGCGGUCAUCUACUCACACGUGACCAUCGACAACCAGACCGGCGCGGUAAAGCUGACCGAGAAGGAGCUCAAGCUAGACCCAGAGGCACGGGCUUACUCGAAAUCAUUUAUCUACAAUCCGAUAUGGAUGCUACCUCCGCAUCGCGUCUUCCGUGAAUUGAGCGAGCUGAAGAAGCGGAACCCGAAGCUGAAGCUGCUGCUCGGCAUUGGCGGGCCGCACGAGACGGUCGAGAGGUACUGGAAGUUCCUACAGCGGAUGGACCUCUACAGGGACAUGGCGAUCAGCAUCUCGCAGUGGGUCAAGACGUACGGCUUUGACGGAAUUGUCCUCGACUUCUUUUCGGGCACCAGGUCGGCGCAGGACUCGGUCUGGACGUGGGACACGGCUAAAUUGAUACACCCUUUCUUAUGGGAAAUAAGAGAGAGGUUCAAAAGAUAUAUAGCAAAGUGGCACAUCAUCCUGACGCUGCCCGCUUUCGACAGCUCCACGCACCACCUGUUCGAGAUCAACAGGCUCUCAGAUGUGGUCAACUUCUUCUUUGUUAAAAGCAGCGAUUGCCAAGAGUUUCCGAAAGGCGCAGGGCUGAACGUGUCCAGGACCAUGGACAUGUCUGAUAUUGACAGACUCGAGCUCAUCGUGAAGAGAGGCUCCGAGCGCACUCGGGUGGUGCCCGAAGUUCCGUUGUCAGGUCGCACCUACUCGGCUAUGGGUUCAAGCUUCGGAAGGCACACCGUUUUCACUGGGCGACCGGGUAAUUACACCAGGCAGCAGGGAUUCCUGUCAUCCUUCGAGGUGUGCGACCAGAUUCAAAGCGGCUGGGAAAAGGGACGCUCCAGUCAAGGAGCCUGUGCGUUUCUGAGGAAGGACGAAGAAUACGUGGCCUACGAAGACGACGAGAGCGUUCUACAAAAGGCAAAAAUGAUCAUGGGUCGCAAGUACCGGGGCGCCGUCAUCAGAAGCGUGGACCUGGACGACUACAGCUCGCAAUGCGCGGGAAAGUCUAACCUUCUCAAGACCAUUCGCUCCAGCUUCAAGGAAGCAACUCAUGACAUGGAAUACCCUUACAAUCCUCCGAACGCAACGUGGUGGGACGCGGACAUCUACAAGAUGAUUCCCACCAGGGCGCCGCUUCCAAAGCCGACAACGACUAACGCAAAGGAGGUAUCGACACGAUCCCAGCUCGAGACCAACACGUCGAAGAGCCAGCAGAAAAGUCCACCGGGCAGGCAAACAACUCCUUCAACAGACACUGCAGUGACGUCAUCGGUAGACGUACCUACCUCGAAAGGUCCAGCGGAAGUUCAGAGUACGCCUGUGAAGGUGGUGCCAACAGAGACCAACACCUCGCCCGGUAGCAGUGACUCACUGACAGUGACGUCUACAGAAUCCCCUGCGACGUCAUCAACACCUACGACUACUGCGGCGGCGACGGCAGCGGCGACGGCGGCGACCAGCGAUAAUGUCUGUAAGGGAGUCAAAGACAACACUAUGCUGCCGCACGAGUCAGAUUGCAGCAAGUACUAUCACUGCGUGCAUUCAACACCGCACCUCAAGGACUGUCCACCAAGUACAAUAUUUGACAUAGAGCGGCAAUUAUGCAAUUGGCCGGCGAUCACCAACCGACCCGAAUGCAAGCUGUCUUGAUAUGCUGAGUUUAGCUGACGGCCUCUUUGUUUACGGCAGUGCUCGUGCGAUACCCUUGUUUUUAUGUCAAUAAAUCA